UUGAAUCCAUCGAGCAGGCGCGUCGUACUCUCCUCUCGUUCCGCUGCGUUCCAUUCAGCAGUUCCGCGACCAUUUACUUAUUGUUUUUGUGCUUUUAUCAGCGACAAAAAAACGAAACAAAAUAAAUAAAAAUAACGGCGAAACAAAAAGUGAAACAAAUUCGUGACGCGGCUGAUUAUUUCUUUAUUUUUUGUGUCAACAGUGUGUGCAGUGCAAUGUGACUGUGAAGCGCAAAGACACAAAUUAACUAAAAAAAAAAGUGAUUUAAAACACUUCAACCCCAAAAACGGUGCCCCUUGAGACACUUAAUUAUAUUCAAAGUUAAAAAAAAAAUACUCUACCCCUAGAGUAUUUAACAGACUAUUAAAAACCUGAUGGCAACAACAACAACAACCCAGGCAGCAGGAGCUGCACCAGCUCAUAAUUUAUUGCCCGCCAGCAAUAAUAAUAUAAAUAAUACCCUUAAUAACAAUAAUAACAACAGUAACAACAACAAUAAUAAUAACAACGUGAUAAGCCAGCCGAUUAAAAUACCGCUGAGCGAGCGCUUCUCAUCGCAAACAUCGACGGGUUCGGCGGACAGUGGGGUAAUUGUUUCCAGUGCAUCACAGCAGCAACUGCAGCAGUUGCAAUUGCCGCCACCCCGCAGCAGCAGUGGCUCAUUGAGCUUGCCGCAGGCGCCACCUGGCGGCAAGUGGCGUCAGAAGCAGCAGCGCCAGCAAUUACUGCUCAGCCAGGAUAGCGGCAUCGAAAAUGGUGUAGCCACCCGCCAGCCCAAGGUCAAGGACACUCAGGGUGCGGGAAAGGGCAAGCCGAGCCACAAUGCCAUCAACUCGAAGGAGGCCGGAGCUCAGUCGAACAGCAGCAGCGAAAGUCUGGGCAGUAAUUGCUCCGAGACCGAGGAUCAGCAGAGGAUAAGGGCCUCGUCCGCUCUGGAACUCAGCAGCGUGGAUAAUCCCACUGUCCUGGGUGUGGGCAAUGUGGGCAAUAACAUCCUGCGCAGCCGCACUAAGUACAAGAGUACCAAUAGUACCGGCACCCUAGGAUUCGAUGUGGAGGAUCGCAUCGAGGAGGUGGAUAACUGUGAUGACGUGGACAUCGAGGAGGAGGACGACGGCGUGAAUGUGGACGACGAUGUCGAGGAGGCCGACAACCAGUCGGACAGCCAGUCGGGCAUUAUAAUAAACCUCAAGAGCAAGACCACCGAGCAAGAGGAGGCGGCGGCAGCGGCGGCGGCAAAGGAAGAUGAGGUCAAACCCAAAGCCCGAUUGCUGCCACCCGAUCAGGCGGAGUUAACGGUGGCAGCGGCCGUGGCCCGUCGCCGCGAUGCCAAAAGUCUGGCCACCGAUGGCCACAUAUAUUUCCCCCUGCUCAAGAUCAGCGAGGAUCCGCACAUUGAUUCCAAGCUGAUCAACCGCAAGGAUGGCCUCCAGGAUACCAUGUAUUAUCUGGACGAGUUCGGCAGUCCCAAGUUGCGGGAGAAGUUCGCCCGCAAGCAAAAGCAGCUGCUUGCCAAGCAGCAGAAGCAGAUGAUUAAGCGGGAGAGGAGGAGCGAGGAGCAGCGCAAGAAGCGCAACACCACCGUGGCAUCCAAUUUGGCGGCUAGCGGCGCGGUGGUGGAUGAGACCAAAGAGGACGAUGAACAACAACAACCACACUGUGAUACUAGCUCUAGGAGCAAACAUAACUCGGUACCCAAUCCCCCCAGCCAUGUUCAUCAUAAUCAUCAUCUCGUCGUGGAUGUGGAGGAGGAUGUGGAUUCCACCAACAACGUGGACAAUGGUGUGGUCAAGAUGCGACGCCACAGCCACGACAACCACUACGACAGAAUCCCCCAGAGCAAUGCAGCAACCAUCACCACCCGCCCUAAAAACGAUCACCAGUCGCAGGACAUCGAGGACAUCGAGCAGGGGGCGGAACCCGAACUGGGAGGAGAAGCGGAUGCGGAUGCGGACAGCGAUGAGAGCGGCGAGAACGUUAAGACUGCCAAAUUGGCCAGAACUCAGUCCUGCGUCAGUUGGACCAAAGUGGUGCAAAAGUUCAAAAAUAUAUUAGGUCGCGAUGGUUCCAAAAUUACAACAGUUGUUGCAACACCCGGCCAAGGCACCGAUCGUGUACAAGAGGUCUCCUAUACAGACACAAAGGUCAUCGGCAAUGGCAGCUUCGGCGUCGUGUUUCAGGCAAAGCUCUGCGAUACCGGCGAACUGGUGGCAAUCAAAAAAGUUUUACAAGACAGACGAUUUAAGAAUCGCGAAUUGCAAAUAAUGCGCAAACUGGAGCAUUGUAAUAUUGUAAAGCUUUUGUACUUUUUCUAUUCGAGCGGUGAAAAGCGUGAUGAAGUAUUUUUGAAUUUAGUCCUCGAAUAUAUACCAGAAACCGUAUACAAAGUGGCUCGCCAAUAUGCCAAAACCAAGCAAACGAUACCAAUCAACUUUAUUCGACUCUACAUGUACCAACUGUUCAGAAGUUUGGCCUACAUCCACUCGCUGGGCAUUUGCCAUCGUGAUAUCAAGCCGCAGAACCUUCUGCUCGAUCCGGAGACCGCUGUGCUGAAGCUCUGUGACUUUGGCAGCGCCAAACAGCUGCUGCACGGCGAGCCGAAUGUAUCGUACAUCUGCUCUCGGUAUUACCGCGCCCCCGAGCUCAUCUUUGGCGCCAUCAAUUAUACAACAAAGAUCGAUGUGUGGAGUGCCGGUUGCGUGUUGGCCGAGCUGCUGUUGGGGCAGCCCAUCUUCCCUGGCGAUUCCGGUGUCGAUCAACUCGUCGAGGUCAUCAAGGUCCUGGGCACACCGACAAGAGAACAGAUACGCGAAAUGAAUCCAAACUAUACGGAAUUUAAGUUCCCACAAAUUAAGAGUCAUCCAUGGCAGAAAGUUUUCCGUAUACGCACUCCUACAGAAGCUAUCAACUUGGUGUCCCUGCUGCUCGAGUACACGCCCAGCGCCCGGAUCACACCGCUCAAGGCCUGUGCACAUCCGUUCUUUGAUGAGCUGCGCAUGGAGGGAAACCACACCUUGCCCAACGGUCGGGAGAUGCCGCCGUUGUUCAACUUCACAGAGCAUGAACUCUCGAUACAGCCUAGCCUGGUGCCACAGUUGCUGCCCAAGCAUCUGCAGAACGCAUCCGGGCCCGGUGGCAAUCGAUCCUCGGCCGGCGGAGUGGCCUCCGCUGCGGCCAGCGGCUCCACCAGCGUCUCGUCAACGGGCAGCGGCGCCUCGGCGGAAGGAUCCGCCCAGCCACAGUCGCAGGGCACAGCCGUGGCUGCGGCAGCUGCGGGAUCGGGAGGAGCAGCAGCAGGAGCCGGCGGGGCGAGUGCCGGAGGACACGGAUCGGGCAACAACAGCAGCAGCGGCGGCGGAGCAUCGGGAGCGCCGUCUGCCGUGGCAGCUGGUGCCAAUGCGCAGCAGGGCAAUGCCGCCGCCGCCGCUGGAGGCGGUGGGGGCGGAGCGGCGGCCGCUGCUGCCACAGCAGCUGGCGCAAUGGCCGCGACCAGUGCCGGCGGCGCCAACGUGACAGGUUCGCAGUCGAACAGCGCCCUGAACAGCAGCGGAAGUGGCGGAAGUGCCAGCGGAAAUGGAGAGCCAGCAGGAUCGGGAUCUGGAUCGGGAUCGGGAGGCGGCACUGGCGGCGACAACGACGCUGGCGACAGUGGAGCAGCAGGAUCUGGAGGUGGUGCAGCAGAAACCGAGGCCGCGGCGUCGGGUUAGCGCGGUGGAGGCGUUCUGUUUAUCUAAUCUUAUUCCAGGACAUUCGCUCUGGCCGGGGAUUAAGUUUUCCAUUUUCAACCAAGGAGCAAGAGCGACACGGCAAGAUCACCAAACCACACACACAGUUACACUCAAAAAAAAAGAGGAGAAAGAAGUCACUGCAAAAGCUAAGAAAAAUGAUAGACAAAAGAAAUUCACGUUACAACACACCCACCCAAACUCUAAAAACAAACACACUAACAGCCCCACACUUCCCCAACCACCCCACACACACACCCACCCCACACACACACAUGUAUGUAUGUAUCUAGCUAUAUUAUGCAUUGGGCGCAAGCAAAUAUUUAGCAUAAAACUCGAAAGAAAACAAAAAACUUUAAACUAUGCAUAAAUAAUAAUUAAAAUAAUAAUCUGUAUUAUUGAACAAAGAAAUACCCUGGAAGAAUGUUGAGAAAUAAUCGGAAAAACCCUCGCCCCUGCGCCCUGCCCUCCAAUAUAGUAAAUAAAAUUUAACAAAUAACUCGCGAAACGUAAUAAAACUUAAGUAAAAAAAUCACAAGAAAAAUGAGAGAAUACUUAGUGAAAUAAAUCAAAAUUUUUUGCCCCGUUUAACGUUUAUAUAUAUGCGGUUAUACAAAUAUAACGAUCACAGCAGUUAGCAAUCCAUAGUAAAAAGUAAAAGGCGGCAAUGUGAGGAGAACUAGAAAAAAGAAGGAUACCACAUUUACUAAACUCGCGCAAGUGCAUCUAUAUAAAUACGAUAUAGAUAUUAUAUUAUAUACGAGAUAUUAACAAGUCAUUCGUAAUCCUAGUAGCAACCCAACCCAUGAACCGGAGCCCCAAAACCCAACCUUCAAUCCUUCCCGUAAGUCCCACUCGUAAACCAGGUAAAAGAAACGUUCCACGUAUAGCAACAUUUCCAUGGCCUGUUCUUAAGUAACGUCUAGCAUUAACUACGAUUAUCUAAGAAAGCGAUCGUCAAAAUGCAAUAUACACUAAAAACACUAUAUAUAAAUACAAAGAACAUAACAAAUUGAUGAAAAAGUAAAUGGAUGUAUGAAUGAGGAAAACGCUUUUAGCGCGCGACGCCACCCAUAAACUUAAAUUAACAAUGCAAAUAAAGAGGUAAUAAGAUGGUAAAGCCAGGAUCUUGAUAUAUGUAAAAGUAAUCGACAAAACCCAUUUAGCUGCAAUUGAAAAUUUAAACUAAUUUAAUACAAAUUGAAGUAAAAUACGAUGAAACCGAUGAUGGUUUUAGAAUGUAAGGCCUUAGAUCAACCGGAAACUCCUGCGCGACUAUAGUACUACCCCUCGGUUCGAUUUAUUCCACUAUCCCUAUCCCUUUUAAAGCCACCCAGUGAAACUGUUUAGAUCUCGUUUUGAAAUCUGCGAUUAUUUCCCAGAACUUAAAGCCCUAUAAAAAGCUAAGUAAACAAAAGAAAAACCAAAAACCAAAAGAAAUAAGGAAAGGCAAGUCUAUUUGUAUGUAUUUCCAUAGAACUCCUUAAAUAUUAUAUGAGAACAUAUAUUUUUUUUUCUAACUAAAUGAUACAUUUAUACAAUUAAUGAACGUUGAGUUUUGUUGCAUCAAAACUAAUUAAAUUUAACUAUAUAUACUUAUAUGUACACACCCACACACGGACACACACGUACAUUCAGACAUACUCACACGCACAUACGCCUAUUAUUUAAAAACAAAUUGAAAAAAGCAAAGAUUUUCAAACUAAAUUCCCAAACCUUUUUAGUAAAUAAUCUAAGUAAACAUGGGACAGGAUAUAUAUAAAUCAGACAAACACACAGAGUUUAAUUUGUAAUUUGAAAUUUAAAGAGAGAAAAAUAAAAACCCAAAACAAUAUAUAUACACACAUAUAUUGAAUAGAACAACAUACUUAUAUAUGAUGAACAAUUUCAGCGUUUCGCUUAAAUUAUGAGGCAACAACCACAAGAAAAUCCAAAACAAACUUAAACUUAAUUAACAAAUAAACACAAACAUAAACUAAUUGCAAAAAUAAAAAAUGGG
Messenger RNA from Drosophila rhopaloa, 5724 nucleotides. RefSeq names its product protein kinase shaggy (gene sgg). Gene Ontology annotation, biological process: signal transduction; negative regulation of canonical Wnt signaling pathway; protein phosphorylation. The record is from RefSeq and is a predicted model, not a curated record. Gene Ontology annotation, molecular function: protein serine/threonine kinase activity; ATP binding. The transcript has 10 exons. Bases 375 to 3707 code for a protein of 1110 amino acids. Lineage: Eukaryota; Metazoa; Arthropoda; Insecta; Diptera; Drosophilidae. Gene Ontology annotation, cellular component: cytoplasm; cytosol; axon.